GAGAGCAGAACACAUCCAUCAAAACAGAAUAAUAUACGUAGAUACGGCCUAAUAAGAUAACCUUUGCAAGGAAAAAUGAGGUAUGAGCUUAUCAACGAAUUCGACGUGAAUGCAUCAGCAGACGAUGUAUGGGAAGUUUAUAGCUCUCCUAAUCUUCCUAAACUGAUCGUCGAUUUACUUCCAGGUGUGUUUGAGAGGAUAGAUUUUAUUGAAGGAAAUGGUGGUUUAGGUACUGUUCUUCGUCUUGUAUAUCCUCCAGGAACUGUUCCGCGAACUUACAAGGAGAAGUUCGUGACAAUAGAUAAGAGCAAACGUUUGAAAGAAGUGCAACAGAUUGAAGGAGGAUACUUAGACAUGGGGGUAACAUUCUAUAUGGAUAGCUUCCAUAUCAUUGAGAAAGUUGGUUGUGAUUCAUGCACUAUCAAAUCGACUACAAAAUAUGAAAUCAACGAUGAUGAACUUGCGAAGAAAGUUUCUCCUCUUAUCAGUGUAGAUUCCCUUGUUAAUAUGGCUAGAGGCAUCUCCAAAUAUGUUCUUAAGAAUCAGAGCCAUAAACAUCAGCCUAAGAAAGAAGUGCAUGAACAUGGGCAUCCCAGUGCCGAUGAGGGCAAACAUGUACAUCCAGGGUCAGAAUGAAGUUGUUCCUAUCAGGUGAUGUAAACCUGCAUCUUGGGGAUAUUAUGGCGCCAAUAUAAAUCUUUGAUUAUUGCAAGGCUAUUUGCAGUUGUAUUAUAUAUGAAGUAAAAAUAAAUAAUAAAAUGAACGAGUGAAAGUUUGAUUCUCAUUAAAAUUUCUUCAAAUUAAUAGCAAA
This is a messenger RNA of Papaver somniferum (opium poppy), 811 nucleotides long. RefSeq names its product S-norcoclaurine synthase 2-like. The transcript is spliced from 2 exons. The record is from RefSeq and is a predicted model, not a curated record. Gene Ontology annotation, cellular component: cytoplasm; nucleus. The coding region runs from base 76 to 636 and encodes 186 amino acids. Gene Ontology annotation, molecular function: abscisic acid binding; signaling receptor activity; protein phosphatase inhibitor activity. Gene Ontology annotation, biological process: defense response; abscisic acid-activated signaling pathway. Lineage: Eukaryota; Viridiplantae; Streptophyta; Magnoliopsida; Ranunculales; Papaveraceae.